AUGCUCGUUAUCAACCACAAGCUCAUCAUGCUGGCCGUUCUGGUGCUGGCCAUCUUCCUGGCUGUCGCUGAAUCGGCCGAGGCUGCCUCCACAAAGCACUGCCGUGCCCUCAAGAAGAAGAAGCACCGCAAGCACAGGAAAGCACCCACGUCGACUCGAAAGUCGACUCCUUCGCCCCAGCCGACCACCAAGUCGACGCCCAAGUCGAGCCCAGUGCAGGCUGCCGCGCCGAAGGUCACCUCGUCCGCCGCCUCCACUCCCAAGGCUACCAGCUCCAAGGCGGCGGCUCCAUCCAGUUCUGCUGCGCCUGUCACCGCGGCUCCCUCCAACAUCACCGUCACCGGUUUCUCCCCUCCUCACGGCAAGGCCGGUGUUGCGGGCGGCAACUCGCUCAAGUGGCUGUCCGGUGCCGUCGGGUGGUACUACGACUGGACUCCUACGCCCGACAACCCGAACAUCGGCAACGGUCUCGCUGUUCCCAUGCUGUGGGGUCUCGGACGUGUCAACCACGACGACGACGUUGCUCGACUGAAUGAGUUCAAGACCGUCAAGCCCGGAUCGGCCCCUUUCGUGAUGGGCUUCAAUGAGCCCGAUUUCACCGGUGGUGGAUCGUCCGGCACGAUCCCCAUCGCCGACGCUGCCGCCGGAUGGGAGCAGUACCUUGCACCGCACAAAGCCGCCGGUGCCAAGCUCAUCUCCCCCUCCAUGGCCAUGCAGCAAUCGGAAACCUGGCUCGCUCCCUUCCUCAAGGCCGUCAAGACCCAGCCCGACAUCAUCGCCGUCCACAUCUUCAAGGACAACAUGGACGGAGUCAACACGGUGCUCAACCACUUUGCGCAGUACGGAAAGCCCAUGUGGAUCACCGAGUUUGCCUGCAUCAACUACGAGGGACCCAGCCCGGUGUACUGCGACCAGGACAAGGUCGACUCGAUGCUGACGUCCAUGGUGCAGCUGUUCGAGGCGGACUCGAGGGUGGCGGCGUACUCUGUCAGCGACGCCGCCAACGGUCCCUACGGUGACCUGACAACCAACCAGCAGGGUCAGAACCUCACCACCACCGGCCAGACCUACUGGGACGCCAUCAAGGCCGUCAACUCGAGGAAGCAGCGCCGAAACCUUCGUCCCGCUCGCCGAUAA
Kalmanozyma brasiliensis GHG001 is the source of this 1137-nucleotide messenger RNA. RefSeq names its product Glycosyl hydrolase. Gene Ontology annotation, cellular component: fungal-type cell wall. Bases 1 to 1137 code for a protein of 378 amino acids. Gene Ontology annotation, biological process: fungal-type cell wall polysaccharide metabolic process. The record is from RefSeq and is a predicted model, not a curated record. The transcript has a single exon. Lineage: Eukaryota; Fungi; Basidiomycota; Ustilaginomycetes; Ustilaginales.